GGGUCCGGAGUUGGGAAGCGGCUGGUCGUCAUGGAAAGGGGCCUGUAGCCGGGCGGAGGAGGCGGAGAAGGAGGAGCGGCGGGAGCGGAGGAGAAGGAAGAACCGUCGAGGCGGAGGAGCGGGGCCGCCGCCAGCCGGAUUCUAAAUGGCUUCUGGGAAGUCGGGUUCUGACUUUCAUGGGAUCUUCAGUUACAUUGACGACGUCCCAUUCAAGAUAGGAGACAAGUUCAAGGCACCAGCUAAAGUUGGUUUGCCCAUUGGAUUCUGCCUGCCUGACUCUCCACAGCUUGUCAGGGAAACUCAGUAUGACUUUUCCCUGGAAAAGAGGACUAUUGAAUGGGCUGAGAACAUUAAGAGGAUCCAGGCCGCCCAGCAAGAGGCUGAGCGGAAGGCAGAGGAAGCUGUAGCCAGCAGCAAGGCCGCCUUGGAGGAGGAGAUCCAAGGGGGCUGCCCCUCGGGGACUGUCAUGCCGCCUCCCAUCAACCCCAUUCUUGCAAGUCUGCAGCAUGACUGUAUCCUGACCCCAACUCCAGCCAGCACCAGCUCCUUAAAGCAAAAGGCCCUGAGUCCUCCCCACACGAAGGCCGAUUUCAACCCGGCAGACUUCGAGUGCGAAGAAGACCCCUUUGAUAAACUGGAAUUAAAAACGCUUGAUGACAGAGAGGAACUGAAAAACAUUCUGCAGAUCCAUGUUGGUACCACUGGGCCCAUCGUGGCCCAGCUCCUAGAUAGUAACUUGCCCAAAGUAGCAUCUGAAUCUGUGUUGCAAGACCAGGAAGUCUUGGCAUCCUUAGAAAGGGCAACUUUGGACCUCAAGCCCCUUCACAAACCGAACGGCCUGAUCACUUUGUCCCAGCUGGGAGGCUGUGAAAAGAUGGCCCUGUCUUCCAAAGUGUCUCUUUCGCCAGUGACCUCUGUGAGCAAUAUCAAGUCUCUCUCCUUCCCGAAGCUCGACUCGGACGAGAGCGACUUGCAAGCGGCCAAACUGGCAAACUCCUCCCGCCUCCACAAUGGCACUUUCCUCAGCUCCUUGCAGAGCAAAAGCGGAGAACUGAACGGGCAUCCUAGGACUGGGCUUUCCAACCUCAAUGUGGACGGAGACCUCGAGGCUCCAACAUUGUCCUCAGCCACGUCCAGACUGCCUUCUUUGCCCACCUCUGUAGCGUGUACAGAAGAUAUCCCGGCUCUCACCACAGCCACGGCGGUGACUCACCAAAGUUUCCCGACAUCCCAAGUGCCCAGGGCCCCCGGCUGUAUGAAAUGGCCCAGCAGCUCCCCCUACGCAGAGGCGUUGCAGGCCCUUUCCUCCAGUGAGCGGCAGUGCGCCGAGACCGUGGUGAACAUGGGCUACUCCUAUGAGGACGUCCUGAAGGCGAUGAAGAAGAAGGGGCAGAACAUAGAACAGGUUCUAGACUACCUUUUUGUCCACGGGCAGUUCUGCGAGAAGGGAUUCGAUCCGCUCCUUGUGGAGGCUGCUCUCGAAAUGUAUCAGUGUUCGGAAGAGAAGACAACGGAACUUCUCCAGCUCAUGAGUAAAUUUAAAGAAAUGGGCUUUGAACUGAAAGACAUUAAAGAGGUAUUGUUAUUACACAACAAUGACCAGGACAAUGCACUGGAAGACCUCAUGACCCGGGCAGGGGCCAGUUGAAGAAGGCUGAAGGGAGCCCACUCCUGGCCCGGCCAUCCGGACCCUGGCCCUCCUUGCCAAGGGGCUCUCUCUCUCUGCAGGCAUUUGAGGAGGGGCAGCAGACCCCCAGGAAACCGACAAAGCUGGGGGGCCGUCCCAUUGGCACUCCAUUGGCGUCUCUCCACUCUGCCAUUCCCUGGAGAGAGUCCCGUCUGCUUUCUUCAAUUACAGUUUAAGUGUCCUUUCCUCUCCCCUCCCCCCCCCCACUUUUAUUUUGACUAGGCCACGGGAAAUCUUGACUGGAGCUGUACAUAGUCAGGCCAAGGCUAGUUGUAUCCUCUCUCUCCCCCAAAUCUUGCACUGGACUUGCCCCGUUUUGGAAAUGAACUACGCUUUGGUUCUUUGAAGCUGCUUUCGUUUGUGUAUGUCUGCCUGUACUGAAAAUAUGGACUCCUGGUUGAGAGUAACAGGAAUCCGGGAGCUUUAUGGGGCGGAUGGGGAAAAAUAGGGGGGCGUCUUUGGUCGAAGGGUAGUGCGCAAUGUAGUUCAACACUGGUUCUGAAACUGCCGCUAUGCAUAUAAGAGAGAAGCCUUAUGGUGGGCCCUUUUCUCCCUGAUGUUCGUUCUGGUCCGGGCUGCCCCACUCUCCUCUGAGUAGAUGAACCCAGGUCUCAGAACAGGUAAGCUGUGAAUCCCGUUUGGAUCUCCUCCAACACUGCUGAUUUUGAAACGCUGGGGAGUGAAGGCUCCCCUUGGAAAUACAUUUUCUAUUUAUACAGAUCUGUGCAAACUUCAGCCCCCCCCCCCCCCCAGGUGUUUUGGACGUCAACUCCCACAAUUGUGGGAGUUGACGUCCAAAACACUUGGAGAGCUGAAAUUUGCACAGGCCUGAAUUAUAAGCAGAAGCCCUUCUGAGCAACCAGCCAAUCAUACAGUGUGAAAUUGGAAAUCUUUAUCUUUCAAACACUUUCUUUUUUCAUAUUCACUGCAUUGGUUCCAUUUUCCCCCCACACUGCUAUAGUUACAUUAAUCUAUUAACAUCUAGUGAUAGGAAUCAAGACAUUUUGGUUUGGUUUUGAUAGUAAAAAAAUGUAUUAUGUUGUACAUGGUUAAAGAUGUAAAUACAUAAAAAAUUAUAAGCAGUCCUGAUGAUCUUUGGAGUAAUUUGCUAAGUAUUUUGGUUCUGCAGAAGGAGACUAAUAAAAACUUAAAACGUG
This is a messenger RNA of Anolis carolinensis (green anole), 2844 nucleotides long. It is a transcript of the gene ubap1, whose product is annotated as ubiquitin associated protein 1. The transcript is spliced from 7 exons. Gene Ontology annotation, cellular component: ESCRT I complex. Bases 146 to 1648 code for a protein of 500 amino acids. Gene Ontology annotation, molecular function: ubiquitin binding. NCBI's taxonomy places the organism in Eukaryota, Metazoa, Chordata, Lepidosauria, Squamata, Anolidae. The record is from RefSeq and is a predicted model, not a curated record. Gene Ontology annotation, biological process: ubiquitin-dependent protein catabolic process via the multivesicular body sorting pathway.